Mastomys coucha (southern multimammate mouse) is the source of this 9686-nucleotide messenger RNA. RefSeq names its product ring finger protein 150 (gene Rnf150). Lineage: Eukaryota; Metazoa; Chordata; Mammalia; Rodentia; Muridae. The record is from RefSeq and is a predicted model, not a curated record. The transcript is spliced from 7 exons. The coding region runs from base 703 to 2019 and encodes 438 amino acids.
CAUCACACUCACACACACACACACACACGCGCGCGCGCACACACACACACACGCGCGCGCGCGCACACACAAAUACAGACACGCAAAAAUCUGUACCCCUCUGCUCACGCUCUCCCCCAUCCCAUCUGCCCCGUACCUCCUCAUCCCUCGGCAAGUGAGUGUCCCGGGGGUACCCAUCUAGUCUGGCCAGAAGCUCAGUUCUCCCUGCCCAAGGGAACCCACGCAGAACAGGAGCGACCUCCACGUCUGCAGCGGGACCGAUAGUCCCAGCACCGGGGAUCUCCAGCACCCCACCCCUGCCCCGCUCGGCCGCGACAAGCAGAGCCACCACCCCCUCCAAACCCGAGGACCCCCGCCACCUCUAUGAGAGAAGGCGACGCAGGGCAAAGGACCAGGACGCCUGGCAGCCGGACACCCCCGCAAGUGCGCAGCGCCCGCUCCGCGUCCGCGCGGCGAUCACCCGGGAAGCCCGAUGCCAGCGCCGCACGGCGGCUGAGAGGGGACAGGGCGGGUUUCUCCCGCUCGCCCCGGAUCGAGUCUCCGCAGCGGCUGCGCGUCCCAGCCGGGGCUCCGCCGGCCCGGGAGUGAGUCGCAGCGACAGGAGGACCAGAGCGGCGGCCCGGGGUUGGCCCGGGCAGGGAAAGGAGGGACGGAGCGUGGGGGAGGGAGCAGGGGGCGGGGAGGGGACCCCGGAGGAGAGAGAUGACAAUGUCUCUCAUCCAAGCGUGCCGCAGUCUGGCUCUCUCAACAUGGCUGCUUUCCUUUUGUUUCGUGCAUCUGCUCUGCCUGGACUUCACCGUGGCGGAGAAGGAGGAAUGGUACACUGCCUUCGUGAACAUCACCUAUAUGGAGCCCGAGCCGGGGGCCGCGGCGGCUGGUGGCGGUGGCGGCGCCGAGCUGCUGCACACGGAAAAGAGCGAGUGCGGGCGAUACGGCGAGCACUCGCCCAAGCAGGACGCGCGCGGCGAGGUGGUCAUGGCCAGCUCGGCCCACGACCGCCUGGCUUGCGACCCCAACACCAAGUUCGCCGCGCCGGCCCACGGCAAGCACUGGAUAGCCCUCAUCCCCAAGGGCAACUGCACCUACAGGGAUAAGAUCCGGAACGCGUUCCUGCAGAACGCCUCCGCCGUGGUCAUCUUCAACGUGGGCUCCAACACCAACGAGACCAUCACCAUGCCUCACGCAGGUGUGGAAGACAUCGUGGCCGUAAUGAUCCCUGAGCCCAAGGGGAAGGAGCUGGUGAGCCUGCUGGAGAGGAACAUUACCGUGACCAUGUACAUCACCAUCGGCACCCGGAACUUGCAAAAAUAUGUGAGCCGCACAUCGGUUGUGUUUGUCUCCAUCUCCUUCAUUGUCCUGAUGAUCAUUUCUCUGGCAUGGCUGGUCUUUUAUUAUAUCCAGAGGUUUCGGUAUGCAAAUGCCAGGGACAGGAACCAGCGCCGACUGGGAGAUGCAGCAAAGAAAGCCAUCAGCAAGCUCCAGGUCAGGACCAUCAGGAAGGGUGACAAGGAAACUGAGUCCGAUUUUGAUAACUGUGCAGUCUGCAUAGAAGGGUACAAGCCCAAUGAUGUGGUCAGGAUCCUACCCUGCCGGCAUCUUUUCCACAAGUCCUGUGUUGACCCCUGGCUUCUAGACCAUCGCACCUGCCCCAUGUGCAAGAUGAACAUUCUUAAGGCCCUAGGGAUCCCGCCCAACGCUGACUGCAUGGAUGACUUGCCCAUUGACUUCGACGGCUCUCUAGGAGGCCCACCAACCAAUCAAAUCACAGGAGCCAGCGACACAACUGUCAAUGAAAGCUCAGUCACUCUGGACCCUGCUGUCCGGACAGUGGGGGCCCUGCAGGUGGUCCAGGACCCAGACCCUGCUCCUCAGGAGGGAGAAGCCAUAUUUACAACUAACAGUGAUCAAGAGCCAGCAGUGAGCAGUGACUCUGACAUCUCAUUAAUUAUGGCACUGGAAGUGGGCCUGUCUGAUGUAGAACUUUCCACUGACCAAGACUGCGAGGAGGUGAAAUCUUGAGAUGGUGGAAAUGGACAAAAGAAGACACAGGAACCAGGAGGUCAGGAAGGAAGCAUGCUCCGAGGAUUGAACUGGAUACACGGCCUUCAGAUCACCAUGACAACCCCAGGGCACUCUGUUCAAGGGCGGUAACGAAAGCAAUAUCCAAAGUCUCCCGAGUCAGGAUGGGGGUUCCCAUCUCUGCAACAGCCGGUGGCCUUGAUGCGGAAGUUGAAAGCUGGAUCUCUUGGUGUCUGUGCAGAAGUGCGGCAGACCGGAAGGAGACCUUCACAGCGUCCUGACUUUAGUCUCUCCCAUCUUCUUGCUCUUGUUUGGGAAAGAUGGUUUCAUUCCCUUGGCAACUUCUUUUUAAAGUCGAUGUGUAGUUUACAUUGAUCCCUUGGUUGUCCCUUUGAUUCACUCCAGCCUGUGUACAGAGGUCUGUUUAGAAGUUCUGGUUGAUGCUCCUGUAAUUGGUUUGUACCACAUCUAGAGAUUCAUAGUCAGGACUUAUCAGUAUGACAUGUGCACGACUUUGAGGAUUGCCUCAGCACCCUAAAACGGUAGGAGGCCAGAUUUUAUCAAGUGUCUAAAUCCCUCCUCUAAGUGGGUCUUGGUGAGCCCAGCUGUCAGGCAGCCACACUAAGUUCUGGAUCUGCUGAGUGGGUUGAUCAUUAUUUUCCACUCCACCACAUGGGUUUCCACUUGCCAUGCUCUGUCAGGGCCAUCUUGGCAGGAGAGAACUGUCAGGGAGGAAUGCGGGUCCUCUGACUUGAGGGUCUUAGUCUAAAACUCAGAAUUCCCCAAAGGACACCAUGACAAAGUUCAGAGUAUGUGGAACUAUAAGCCUAGUUUAAAAAAAAAAAAAACUGAUACCCCAUCUUCCCAGGGAAGGGAAGAUUCCUGACUCUCUGAUUUCCCCCAAGGCCUUAAAAGUUUGUCACCUUCAUAAAUUAAUUCCACGGUACGAGGUAGAGAAAAGAGGCAAUCAUUUUUUAGGUCACUGGCAUCCAGGUGUAAGCUUAUUUCAGGAACUGCCAUGUGUAUCCUCACCAGCCUACUUGGAAACAUCUAAAGAGCCCUUAACAGUUUGCGUCUCGGGCCUUCCUAAGAGCAUCCGGGUAGCAAGAGGAGAAUGAGGUGUGAUCUGAUAAAGUCUGAAUCAAAAUGUGUAUCAUGGGAAAUUGCUAAAUUGAGUUUCUUCUGAUUGUAAGAAUCACAUAAUAUUAAAAGAAAAAAUGACAAAUGACUAUCAAAACCCACUGUACUAUAAAGUGGUUUAUGACUUUAUUCUCUUUUUGCUUGAAACAAUAACAAAAGUGUGCUGUCUUUCAAGUGGACAGUAUUGUGAUACAUUCAGCAAUUCCAGAGGCAGAGGUGGCCACCUGUGUGCCUCUGGACAAUCAGAAGGAUCUCUUCCUCCUCCUCCUCCUCCUCCUCCUCCUCCUCCUCCUCCUCUUCCUCCUCCUCCUUCUUGUCCUCCUCCCCCUCCACUGCUGGCAGCUGACAAGGUCAUACAGAGCAGGGAUUAACCAGGAAAGCAAGCUCUUCCCACUGAGCUGUAUUUAUGUAUUUGAUUUGGCUUUUCCACCUCAUUACACUAAUAUCUUUCAAACAGCGCUUGCUGAGCUGUAAAUCCAUGCUGCCCACUGGAAUUUUGAGUCCAUGGCAAUGGAAUUCUCCACUGCGCUUUUUUCUUUCCUUCCUCCUUUCUUUCUUUCUUUCCUUCUUCCUUUCUUUCUACUUUUAAUGCAUUCCUAUUUGAUGGUGCAUGAGUAGAGAGCAAGGCAAGGAAAAUGAUAACAAGCCUCAGAAAAAUCACCACUGUGUAAGGUCUAGCACAUCCCAUAAUUAAUGCCAGCCUCUAAGGACUGCGAUGCUUCAUGUCAAAGAAGCAGGUGAGCACCAAAGCAGACACUCUCAAAUGAAGUUUCAAAGAUGAGUCUCACUGUCCUCUCUGUUCACACAUUUUCACUUCUCCAGGGGGAUCUGUGUUGUGAAAACAGCUGUGUCACAGAGGAAAUUUUGAUAUUUAGUCUAAUGACAUUAGGGUAAUUCAACAACAAAAGAAAUACAAAAUUACAAUGCAUGGCCAGACAGGAAAAGAUCUGGCGGGUGUUUUCUGGCCAGGGGUCAGGUUAGGGUGAGCAAGCCCUUGACCUGAUACCCGACAGGAUGCUAAGUGAAUGGCAAAGAGCCCAAGAGGUCCAUCCUUGGCUGUGGAUCUGACUCCAAGGAGACCCUGUGGCAAACUCCCUGAGCCUUUGACAGUCUCUGCUUACCAAAGAGUUUUGAAGGCCUUCCCUGUGACUUUCAUGGCAAAAGAAAGAUUAACGAGAAAGUUUUCCUCUUGACAUAAACUGGAAAAGCUCUUACUAUAGAUUUUGCUGCCACCUUCCACAAUGAGAAGACCCUGACCUGAGGACCCAGUGAACCACACAUGGCUGUGCAGCCAAGAAAUGCGUGCUCAAUAUGCAUUUACAGGCACACAUUUUUCUGGAGCAAGUGGUGCACCAACCCUGUCCAACAGAAAUACAUCCCAAGUCACAUACAUUUUUUUAACUCCCAUUAGCCACAUUUUAAGAAGCUAAAAAGAAACAGGUGAAAAUAAUUUAAUAGUAGUUUAACCUAUUGUUACUGUUUUGAUAUGCAAAUGAUGUAGAAAGUGUUAGAGCCACAUUUUCCUCUACUCUUUGUUACCUAUUCUAAAUCUACUGUGUCUUUUACGCUCCCAGCACACCUUCAUUUUUACUAGCCACGGUUCAAGCUUUCCAUAGCCACAUGUGCCUAGUGGCCACCAGCUGGGCAGCACAGCCCAAGAAAUGUUCCAGAAUCCUUACAAGUGUUCCUGACUCUGACAGAGGAAAAAGGAUAAGAUUACCUCAGUUUUCCCCCCCACAAAAAAAACAGACUUUAGCCAAGUUGCUUAAGGAGAUAGCCAGGACCUAAGGAUGUUCUUGUUUCAUAAUUAAUAGCGGUUCAAAUAGCCUUUAUUAACUUCCUAAACAUAGUGUCCACUAUCAUCAGCAACUCUUACUUCUCAGACCAGUUGUUUGUUAAAAAAAAAAAAAAAAAAAAAAACAAGAGAACCAACCAUGUUGAUUUGGUGCUGAAAUAAAAUUAUACCCUCACUUCUAUGACAAACCCUGAGAUUCAUGUGUGAGACUUAGCCAGAGAGAAUUUACCUCAGCCCCUAGUUCUUCCUCUUUGUGGCUGCCCAGUUCUACAGCAGUAGAACUCAGAGACGGGAAAGGCAUAGGGAACCGCAGCCUGAGCCACAUACACGAUCUGUGUGGCCUUGUCAGGAAAGGAUCUCUGAGGCUUGUGAUCAUCCAGCCUCUGCUUGGUGAAUGGUGAGCAGCUUUCUGUUCAGCUUUGUCCAAGGCUGAAAGAGGAAAAGAGCCCUUGAACUCCCUCAAAGUCACUUUCAGAAUAGCUUCCUCCUGUGUGGUUAGUCCUUCUAAAGAGCCAAUGCCUCAUGGGGACAGCAUUUGGACAAAGCCCCUUGGGUUUGGCAGGGCAUUCGGUGUCAGCUCUGGUCACACCCCCAAGGAUGGAUAUAGUAUGGAGAGAGUAGAUGAUAAAGGUAUCAGAGGCAGCCAGGCAAUGGUGGCACACACCUUUGAUCCCAGCAUUCAGGCAGGUGGAUCUCAGUGAGUUUGAGGCCAGCUUGGUCUAUGAAGCAAGUUCCAGGACAGCUACAUAGAGAAAUACUGAGUGGAGGCAGGGGCAGGGGGUGGGAAAGAGUAGCAGAGGCACCUAGCUACUUCAACAUUGUAUGUGACAUCCUGGCCGUGGAAGCAAGUCUCUCUCCAGAGAUUUGUUGUUGUUGUUGUUGUUGUUGUUGUUGUUGUUGUUGCUUUGAUAUUUUCAUCUGUGGGUAUUCAAGAGUCUAGCCUGUUAAGAAUGACUGUGCCCAGUAGCCAUUUCCUUUACAGCCCAGACAUCCCUGGGACUAUCAGACUGCCUAAGACUCUUGGUGUAAGCUUAGUUGGUGCUGAAAUAAAUUUCAGAGCAUAAGAAUUUAAUGGCACUGAAUGCAUAUCCUUGGCUGAACACCAAGAAAAUUACCAAAUAAAAACUUAAAAACUUUAGGAAAGAACAUUGUGCCCUCUACAAAGAGAAGGCCCAGUCUUCAGCAGUACAAGUCAAGGAGGUGAUGUCCUGUAGCAACUUUUUUAAAAAAUGUGAGUUGCUCUAUCUGCAUGUACACCUGCAAGCCAGAAGAGGGCAUCAGAUCCCAUUUCAGAUGGUUGUGAGCCACCAUGUGGUUACUGGGAAUUGAACUCAGGAUCUCUAGAAGAGCAGUCGGUGCUCUUAACCACUGAGCCAUCUCACCAGCUCCCAUAGCAUUCUUAAUUUCCUCUCCUAGGUUUUCUUAUGCAUAUUCCUAUGUCACCCUAUGUUUUUGGCCACCUGUUCCUUUGUAUGUGUGCACUCAAGUGCAUACACACACACACUUUCCCUAUCUUACAUCCCAUUUCCUUAAACCCUGCUUCUCGGUCCCCCCCCAUAGGUCACAUGCACACAGGAGCAGGAUUUGUGUGACCUGUAUCCGCCAUCUUCCCAGAGUCCUUAUCACUUAGCUUGACAUGCCUCUUGGAAAGAACAUAUGGCGAAGAGGAACAGGCACUGUCCUUCAAAGAUUGGGCUACUUGAUUUUUUGAGCAGCGCCUCUGUCCCUUUUGGGAAGGAGACCUAGAAGCAGGGUUGACGGUUGAAUUUCACAAGGGAAAUGACCAGUACCCUGAAGGACAUCCACAGGAGGUGGGAUCCCACAUCAAAGCAGGGUGAGUUAAGUGGAAAGUCUAUCUGGAAAAUGCCCCUCCCCUGUUUUCAGAGCUUGUCAGUGAGUCUCAGGGAGAACAAGUGUUUAAGGGAUUCAAUAUUCAUGAGUUAAAACUUUCUUGAUUGUAGAGAAAGUUGGAAUAGCCUGAAAAAUAAGUGUACUCUGGUCUUAGUUUCUUACCACUAUGUAGCUCUUCUGUCUUCCACUUAGCUCCGACACCAGACCUUUCACAGGAGACAGUAGUAGUUAAAGUCUUGUAGAUAGGGAACUAUUUUACUCCACUGUGAGCUUUGUGGUGUCAUGAUGUUAUCAUCCCAUAUCUAAUGAAGUGAACGUGGAUCUCAGAUGGGGAUUUUAAUUGUUUAAUCAGUUCCUUGUUCUGUAAGAGCCUGUCUCACUCACUCACUCUCUCCCUGUUCUAUGCCCUUCAUAAUCGAGUGGCUUUUUUUAUGAGCCUCAGUACCCAGAUCCUCUAACCUGGUGGCAUUAUAGAUGUCUACCCUCACUGCAGAGUUGUUUGCUCUUUAGCCACUUGAUAUGUGUUCAUUGAUGAUGAGGAUGAGGGUGAUGAUGACGAUGAUGAUGAUGUGGGAAUGUGCAUCUUGUAAGAGCUCUAAAGAAGCAGAUGGGAAAAUCUUCAGAGAAAGGAGAGACAGCUGAGUGACCCAAAGACAUUGCUGGGUAGAAAUUCAUCCUUUGGCCAUCAGUAACCUUGGGGAAGUAGAAAAAAUGUGAGGACCAUGUGUGCUAAAUAAACCAAAGACUGAUCAAACCCAGAUUGACACAUGUUCUUCUGUGAACUAGCUGAAUUGUCUCCUGAUGUUCUCACAAACAGAAGUCAAGAUGGAUCCCUUGGGCAUUUCGAUUUUGGGGGGCUGCUGGUUGGCCUUGCUAAAUCCACAAAUCUAAAAUAAUGGACUGUGGCCUUAGUGAUGCCAUCUUUAAACUUUAGUGUUUAACCCCCUUUUCUUCAAAACGUCCAGACAAACCCAGCACUCAUAUUGAACUCAGAAUAGUUUUCUUUGAGAAUGUGAAGAUUUUAAAUAGCCAAAGAAUUGUCAUGUAAGAGCUAGCCCACUGUAAUGUAUCCUGCUUUUUGAAGUAAAUACCAAAUUGUAUCCUAUUAGGGACAGAGCAGUUGAAGGCCAGUGUAUGGGCUUAGCAAUCCAAAUCUGUGUUGCUAUCUUCCAUACUUCAUCUGUAGGAGGUUAUUGCAAGGGGCAGAGCGCCCUCUGCUGGAAUGAUACUUUUAGAAAAUUAAUUUGCAGCAGGUCUCCACUUCAACAAAUGUGUCUUACUUUUUCAUCGGUACCAUUCCUUCAACAGUGGAGAAUUUGGCCAGCACUUAUCAAAUGAGGAGAGAAUGUCAUGAACAAUAAAGAGCUGUAGGAGACCUCAAAGCAGGCCUAUUUUAAAAUGUUGCUGUGUUCUGAGAAGAUGCCUCCGGCUGGGAUGUGUGUUAUCAGCAUUGCUCUGUGUGGCUUUGGCUCAGCUCCAUUUCCUCCCAUGAAAUCUCAAAGGAAGAUCAAUAAAAGGACUUCUUCUUCCAUGUAAAUGUAAAUGGUGUGAAAUAAAGUGUUUUGUAUGUGUACAGAAUCAAUUUAGUUCCUGCUUUCAGUUUACUAAUAGAAAAUGAUUGUACCAUUUUAUAAUUAGGAAGAGAUUUAGAGGUGGGAGAGGGUGGGGAGGGAGUGUUAUUUUUAUAGUGGGAUGUCCGUUAUGUUUAGAAAACUUGAGAUAAAUUUUGUAUUUGUGAAGUUACAUUCCAUCCAUUCCCGGGUGGGGGUUCUUUAACUCUCCUUAGGUGAAAGGAAGAAUUUUCUCAUUUUCAGGAUAUCCGGAACACAUACAUCACCUUCUGUGGCAUGCACUUCUGUAACCUGCAGACCAUAACCAGCAAGUGUCUGUUUGAAAGCAUUUUAUUUUUACUCUCCUUGUGUGACACAUUAUCUGUGAUUUAAAAAAAAUAAUCUACAAAGAAUGGAUCUGCAAGUCUGGAAUAAUCAGACACAUUGUCCUAAGUCAGCUUCCAGCUUCACCAACCCCACGAGCAAAGGGAAAAUCCCGUGACUUUAAUUUUCCUUCCUAGUGGGAAUUAUGUGCUUCUGUUGUGAAGAGGGUGAUGCCACAGGCCGUAAGUAUCGCCCUGAGCUUGCCCAUGAUGUCAUUUUGGUCCGGGGGUGGAGCGAAGGAUAGGCCCAUCUCACCCAUAGUCUGAGACAGGACAGUGAGGACAACCUUGAUCUCACUGCCCUCUGAUCCACCAAGCACAAGAACUGGCUCUGGUUGGAUUUUGCAUGGAGGAAUUUUGUACUUGAAGUUUGGUUCACUCUUCAUGUGCUGAAAUAUGGCGAUACUGCACUCCACAGCCACACUGUGGAGAUGUCACUUCCCCAGAAAGUCCCCUGAAUAUUUACAAGCCUCGUCAGGGCAGCAUAGCUAUUUUCUGUGCGUAGUUUGUUGGUUUGCUUCUGUAGAGGUCUCUUUCCUUCCUCCCAACCCCAGAUGCCUACCCUACUCUUUUUAAGCACUUUAUAUCUCUUCAAAUACAAAGGAACUUGGAAGGAAAAAAACCCUAUGACUUUAAAGGAACCCAUCUUCUGUUAGGAAAUACAGACUUUAUUUUGCUUCAUUGUAUUCUCAGUGUGCUUGGAGAACAUCCACAGUUUAUCUGGUCCUGGGCUAGUGAUGAAAUGGUUAGGGAUGAGAGUUGGAGGCAUUCAAUCAGAUGUGACUAUUUUCAUUAUAUUAAAGACUAUAAUGUAAAUAAAUGCAACUGUAUUCUGACCUACGGUCAAAAGAUAUAUCAAACUAUAAAGAUUUCAACACAAGGAUUGUGACUUCCAGGAAAUUUUUGUUUUGGUUUGGUUUGGUUUUUUUUAAUAAAAUGGAAACAGAU